AUGCAGUCGCUCGUGUACUACCCGUUGGAGCGCAGGGAGCCCAAGACGCUCGUGGUGAUCGUCCCAGGCAACCCGGGCGUCUCGUUCUUCUACCUGCCGCUCAUGCAGGAGCUGGUCCGGAGACACGGGCGGCGUCACGAGGUGCGCUGUCUGUCGCACGCUGGCCAUUUUCUGCCGUCGAGGAACAAGGACCAGGCGUUCACGCUGCAAGAACAGCUGGCACACAAAGCCGCGUACGUGCAGCAGCGACUGCAAGCCGAGCCGACGCUGCAGCUCGUCCUGAUUGGCCACUCGAUUGGCAGCUACGUCGUGCUGGACAUGGCGAGGCGAUUUCGUCACCACAUUGCCAAGCUCGUGUUCAUGCAGCCAACGAUCAUGCACAUGGCACUGUCUCGAAAAGGAAAGCAGAUGAUGCCGCUGUUUCACCACUACGAGCGAGCGGUGGCACUUGUUGCAGCAGUGGAGUAUCUCGUGCCACUGUCGCUGCGUCAGUGGAUUGUCCGUCGCGUCGUGGGCGGUGACACGUCCGAGCUAUUGCAAUUGGCGUCGCUCUCGCUUGUGCACGCAAGUGUCAUGCGCAACGUGCUCAAAAUGGCAGCAAACGAGAUGGAGGAAGUGACCGAGCUGGACGGAGACUUGCUGGCAAAGGUCGAACAGAAGGUCUUGUUUGUCUACUCGCCAGUAGAUGAGUGGGUGCCAGCUGAGUUUGUGCAAGAGUACCAACUUCGCUUUCCGAACGCGCAACACCGUGUUGUACCACAAGCUCACGCCUUCAUGAUGGAAGCUAAUGGUACGCACGACAUGGCAGCACACAUUUCACAUUGGAUUGCUGAAGUACUCGACGGCAAGCAGCCGAGUGAAAUGGACGCAGUAGUAGCGUAG
Messenger RNA from Hyaloperonospora brassicae, 882 nucleotides. NCBI's taxonomy places the organism in Eukaryota, Oomycota, Peronosporomycetes, Peronosporales, Peronosporaceae. The record is from the annotation of a GenBank genome assembly.